Messenger RNA from Alosa alosa (allis shad), 2847 nucleotides. RefSeq names its product ST8 alpha-N-acetyl-neuraminide alpha-2,8-sialyltransferase 2 (gene st8sia2). Gene Ontology annotation, molecular function: alpha-N-acetylneuraminate alpha-2,8-sialyltransferase activity. NCBI's taxonomy places the organism in Eukaryota, Metazoa, Chordata, Actinopteri, Clupeiformes, Clupeidae. The transcript has 6 exons. Gene Ontology annotation, biological process: N-glycan processing; oligosaccharide metabolic process. Bases 978 to 1871 code for a protein of 297 amino acids. The record is from RefSeq and is a predicted model, not a curated record.
CAAUAGCAUCAUCAAAGCCAGAGUAGCUGAGCAACCCAUUGGCACAGUGACAAAUGGCACAGGCAAUGUGUGUGUGGUGUGGUUCAGCACUUCAGGAUUCUGUUUGCUCUGAGCUCUAUUCAGUACAUGCUGAAAUGGGGUUUGGAGGAUGGCUGAGAGCAGAGAGGAGAUUACUGUUUGAUUUGUCAGCAAGGGAGAGAGCAACUGCUUGGAGACAAAAAUAAAGAAAACUGUCAGCCUUACACCACAUAUAAUUGAGCCACUUCAGUGUGAGAUACUCUCCUAUGUCCAUCUCGCCUAAAAUAAGACCUCCUGCUGAAUGAGAGAUGCUACACAAACACUUGAGAGUGAAAGACUUCUGAGGUUUGGGAGAACAGUCUGUGGGAAAAAAAAGAUGAGUAACAACCUUGGGCUGUUUGCUGCAUUCAGAUAUUACCAUAGCAGCAUGUUGCCAAAAGGAUCCGAGUACAGUUGUUUAUUUUUGAUAAGAUAAGUCAGGCUCUUUGUUGAAUUUGAUGCCCGUUGGUAAUUCACCGGGUUUGUCUUAUUUUACUGCACAAAUAAUUGAGGAAUGGCAUGUUCCCGUGGCCUGCCACGAGGGAGAUUGAACAAAAGACUUCAGACUCCCUGUUUGCUUGCCAGAAUGGACUUGAGUUUGGAAAUAUCAGGUAUGUUUGUACCUUCACCUCUGGCAGUCCAGCACAGCGCAUGCUUUGUCUUGCUGAGGAACAUUGGAGAAUCUCAGAAGUACUAUUUGCACAGCUCUGCUAACACACUCAACAGGAGUAUUGCGUUGGUGCCCAGCCCCACUCCUGCUCUAAAACCAAAGGAGACAACAGCUCUUCUGUUCAGUUAGCCAGAAACAGGACCACUGCAUCCCCACCGGAAUGGACUUUUAACAGGACACUCUCCAACAUGAUCAGGCACAACUUCAUACUCUUCCUCACAAUUCACUCACAAAUACUAAACAUAUUUGAAUGAGCUGUCCAACUGAAACAAUACAGUCUGAGAAUGUAUCUCUCUCAUUCAGGAAGAAUAUCUUGAAGUUUUUAGAUCCUGAGAAAGACAUUUCUAUACUGAAGGGAACUCUGAAGCCUGGAGAUGUCAUCCAUUAUGUGUUCGACCGCAAGAGCACGAUGAAUGUCUCUGAGAACCUGUACCGUCUCCUGCCCACGGCCUCGCCAAUGAAGAACCAGCGCCACAAGCGCUGUGCCAUUGUAGGGAACUCUGGGAUACUGCUGAACAGCAGCUGCGGAUCUGAAAUCGACUCGUAUGACUUUGUCAUCCGAUGUAACUUGGCCCCAGUGGACGAGUUCACCGCAGACGUGGGCCACCGCACCAACCUGGUGACCAUGAACCCGUCGGUGGUGCAGCGUGCCUUCCAGGACCUGUCCAGUGAGGAGUGGCGUCAGCGGUUCAUUCGGCGGCUGCAGGACCUGAGCGGCAGCGUGCUCUGGAUCCCCGCCUUCAUGGCCAAGGGUGGCGAGGAGAGGGUGGAAUGGGCCAUCCGGCUUAUUCUCACGCACACAGUGAACGUGCGCACCGCCUUUCCCUCGCUCAGGCUGCUGCACGCUGUCAGAGGCUACUGGCUGACCAAUCAGGUACAGAUCAAACGACCCACCACAGGUCUUCUGAUGUACACCAUGGCCACGCGCUUCUGUGACGAGAUACACUUAUACGGCUUCUGGCCGUUCCACAGGGACCAUCAGGGAAAGCGGGUGAAGUACCACUACUACGACACGCUCACCUACGAGUUCACGUCUCGCGCCAGCCCCCACACCAUGCCGCUGGAGUUCCGGACACUGAGCUCACUCCACAGACAGGGGGCGCUCAGGCUGCACACCAGUGCCUGUAGUAGCCCUGCAGCUUGAACACCCUCAACCCCACCCCCUCUGAGAAAAAACCUCCAAAACAAUGCACAAUGCCCCCCCGGCUGGGGUGGGGGUAUUUAAGGAAGAGCACCUGUGUUUGUAUGCCAGCUCAGACCUGCAUUAGUUGGAUUCAGGGGGAUUUUGAAGAGUUUUUUUUGUUGUUUUUUUUUUAAAAAAAAAAUACUUUUUAGAGCACAGUUAAUGCAAGCUCACUGUUUGGGAGCUCUUUGGCUGAAUGUUAACUGAAAUAACUUUAGCCCCUCUUUGCAAGAGAUGGAUUUACAUUUGAAUGUACUGACUGCCAAAAAAGGGAUUUGCAUAGUUUUUGUUUGUUUUUAAGCAUUCCAUUGUCAUUGGAAGUUUCAGGAUGUCAGUUUAACACUAAAAUGCUUAACAGGGUACACAAAUGCUUUGGCAUUUGUACACUUUGACAAGGUUGUCUGACUGAACAUCUAAAUGUGGAAGUUGAGCAUUUGAACAUGCUGGGUUUUAUGCAACUCAACAAAAUAAUUGCUUUAAAAUAGCAUUUUGAAUCCUGUACAACCAUCUGACCUGUCUGAAGUUACAACAACUCCUGAGUUGAACUUGCACAAUGUUUACGAUUUACUCGUUUGGUGUGUGUCUCACACCAAACAUUAGAGAAAAUUAUAGAACUUACUGACAUGCAACAGUAGCACACUUUGAGGGUCUGAUUGAAAUGCAUUAUUCAUGAGCCAUAAAUGUCAGUAUAUUCACUGUUUGUAAAUUUCUUAAAGAAAGCUUAAUUAAAUGUUGCAGUUUGUUGUGCCUGCAAAGUGUACAUUUUGCCACUAGAGGGAGCUGUUUUGAUGAAAUACAAACUUGUUGAGGGCUCGCUUGCCAGCAGUUAGUGUGACGGGUCAUUUUAAACAAGGGCCAGUUCAGUUAAUUCACGAGGUGUCUCUUAAAUCACAUGGUACAGUAAUGUAUUGAUUAAAAUUGAAUGUAACUGCUUGUU